AUGGAAUUUCCAUCGUUCUUAACCGCCUUUGAAUCAUUAAUUGAGUCAAAGGUGGAAGACUCUGUUGAAAGACUUUACUUCCUGGGUCAAUACAMCACCGGAAGGGCCAAGGAAGUAAUAAGCGGUUGCCUGCAGAGGAAAACCGACGAUGCGUACGAUGAAGCUCAGAAUCUCUUACAGCGACAAUUUGGUGAUGCCUUCAAAAUUGCUAGCGCGCACAUUAACAGGCUGUCAUCCUGGCCGCAGAUCAAGCCGAACGAAGGCCUCGCCCUUCAAGAUUUUGCGCUUGCCCUAAAACAAGCGAAAUCGGCCAUGAAGGGAAUGUCGCACAUGGACGAUCUCAACACUGCGCAAGUACUACGCCAAUUGUGGGAAAAGCUACCGCGUCAUCUGCGCAGCAAGUGGGCCGAAAGGAACAGUAAAACUAGAAGUAUGAAGGGAAGAAUGGCCGACUUUGAAGAAUUUACUCAAUUUGUGCCCGAGCAACCAGAGUUAGCCACUGACGCAGUAUUCUCAGAGGAAGGUGUAACCAAGCUGUCUCUUGAAGAAAAAGACAAACCCACUCGCCCGACGUUCGGAAGAAGACCUCCUAAGAGAGUAAAGGGUUCAAGUUUUGCGACGGAUCUGACGGAGAGAAACAAGUACAAGCCGAACGUUUSUUGCGCCCUUUGCGACAAGCAUCAUGAUUUGAACGACUUUGAACAGUUCUUGAAAAAACCUCUUAGCGAUCGACGUGAUUUUGUGAAGGAAAAGAAACUGUGUUAUGGUUGCUUUAGCAACGAACAUGUCGCAAAGAAUUGUAAAGAUAGACUGUCAUGUAAAACGUGCAGUAAGAAGCACCCAACAUCUAUGCAUGAUGAUGACUGGACAAGUAAGACAAAGAACCAAAGCGAAAAGAGCCAACCUAAAGAAACCCCUCGAGUUAGUAACAAACGUACGGAUGUCUGUAGCGUCACGGAAGCUGGAGAUAUACCCGUGAACCUGAGUGUGCUACCGGUAUGGCUGUCUCACGAGAACAAUCCAUCAAACAGAGUAAAGGUCUAUGCACUGCUGGACAAUGCCAGCGGUGGAACGUUUGUAAAGGAAGAGCUGGCACAGAAGCUGGGCACAGAAGAAAGCGAGACUGAACUUCUACUGACAACAAUACAAGGAACGGAAACCUCGUCAUCGAAGGCGAUUAACGGAUUAAUUGUGACUAACCUCACGGAUGAAGACGUUAGCUUAGAAUUGCCUAGAACUUUCACUAUGCAGGUCAUUCCAGCAGACCGCAGUGAAAUACCAAGACCUGAUGUAGUAGGCAAGAUCGAUCAUCUAAAAGAAGUGAGCAAGCAGAUUCCACCCUACAUGGAAGAAGUGGAGGUAGGACUCUUAAUUGGUUUGAACUGUCCAAGUGCGCUACGACCAAGAGACGUCGUUUACGGAAAGGAGACCGAACCAUAUGCUGUACGCUCACUACUGGGAUGGUACAUCAACGGGCCUAUCAACUCUUCGGAGUGCAACAGUCUUCACUGUAACAGAAUUCUACUGGACAAGCAGAUGGCAUCUACGACCGCCAAAAGUUACGUUGUGGCACAGAGGACAGUAAAGGAACUGAUAACGCCACAAUCGGUAGAACUAAUGUUUGAGUUGGACUUCUCUGAAACAGAGAAAGGAACUGCCAUGUCACGCGAAGAUAGGAAGUUUUAUCAAACAGUUGAAGACGGGACUGUUCAUCUUGAAGACUCGCACUACGAGAUGCCUCUUCCGCUGAAGGAUCGGAACAUUAAGCUACCAAACAACCGCGUACAAGCAGAGAAGCGUUUGGACAGUCUAAAGAAGCGACUAAAGUCAGAUAACAAGUAUCACACGGAUUACUGCAACUUUAUGUCCGAGAUCAUCUUUAAAGGCUACGCUCGCAAGGUCGACACUGAUCUUGAAACCAAAGAUGGAAAAUUCUGGUACCUGCCACACCAUGGUGUGUACCAUGCUCAAAAACCAACGAAGGUGCGUAUCGUGUUUGAUUGUUCGGCUAGAUACGAAGGACAAUCUCUAAAUGACAAUCUCCUUCAAGGACCGGAUCUGACCAGCUAG
Messenger RNA from Actinia tenebrosa (Australian red waratah sea anemone), 2070 nucleotides. RefSeq lists its product as uncharacterized. NCBI's taxonomy places the organism in Eukaryota, Metazoa, Cnidaria, Anthozoa, Actiniaria, Actiniidae. The record is from RefSeq and is a predicted model, not a curated record.